UAAUUUUUUUUGUUCUAAAUAGCUUGAUGAAUUAAUUUUGUUAACCCAGGCAAUUUAUGAAAAUUCUUAUGCAAAUACAUGUAUAUGAUAAGAAAAAGUAGAGUUUUUAUUCAGAAUUUCUUAUUUCUGUAGAUUCUGAAGAGACUGAGGAAACAUAUUGGCAAGAAGAAUCGGCUUUCAUACCAUCGUCAUCAGGAGAACUGCUGUUAACAGCCGUCUUGGUGAUACCAGCUGUGCUGUUUUUGGUCUAUGCUAUGGUAGCACUUUAUAAUUGUAUCUGUUCUCGCAAUUAUGCUGAAUGGAGAGCCUCUUGGUGGGGUCAAGAUGGAGCUAAAGAUGAAACAUCGCAGAUCAUUGGUGACGCAUUACCACUAGUGCUUGCGGGCCACCCUCAUGAUGUGGAGUGCAUGUGUACUAAUGGCGUUCUGUUGGUGUCAUCGUGUCUAGCAGGCAUUAUCCGUGUGUGGGAUCCUAGUACAGGAGAAUGUGUGGCUAACAUAAACAGACGCAGCGGGAAGAAACCUGAGUUUCGUAUGGGUUCACCGGACUUGGCAGAUGACUUCCACUCAGACUAUGAGUCUGGUUCCCCACGAUCACAAGCAGGAGACUGUAACUUCUUCAGGAAAAAUGCUAGUGGUGUAUGGCUGGAUGAAGAUGAGAAGGAUGAUAGUGAUUCUGAGGCUGUGGAUCACUUGGACUCUACAUGCAUGCUCAAAGACACUUCUGGAAACCACUUUCAUACCUUUCCAGAUCUUAGUCCUGGCAUUGAUCUUCACUUUUGUACCAGAACUGCAGAGUCCAACAACAGUGGUUACUUCAGUCGUUUUGAUAAGUAUUACGAAGAACACAAAAAAAUGCUUCAAGAUGAUGAAGAAUAUAGACAGAGUAGAGUAAGAAAAACCUCUGAUUGCAACGAAUAUUCUUCCUCCGGAAGUGUAACCAAAAAUAUGAUGAUACGAUCACCGUCCUAUACAGAGACCUCAUCAGGUUAUAAGUCUAACAAACACUGUAGGAAUCUUAGUACAGGGAGCAUUCCAGCAGGUGCUCUCUUGGGUUACAAUGGUGGUGCUCUUAAAGGAUCAUUGGAAAUGGAGGGAGAGAAAACAGUAGAGGAGGAAUUACCUCCAAUAUGGUGCCUUGAGUGUCAGGAUGCGCUAGUCAUAGUUGGCUGUGGAUCCGGCAGGAUAGAAGUAUGGGAUUUGUACAAUAAUGUACUCAAGUGUAUGUAUGAUGAAGGUAUCAAAGCAGGAGUAACUUCAAUGUGUAUGUCAGGAAACCGUUUAAUGGUUGCCAGAUUGAAUGGUGCUGUAGAUAUGCUGAAGAUUGAACCAGUUGGGUCUUGUCAGCAAACUUCUGAUGCACAACAAAUAUUUAAACCAGGUAAUGAAAGUUCAUAUUAAUUUUUUGUUCCUUUG
This is a messenger RNA of Cherax quadricarinatus, 1415 nucleotides long. NCBI's taxonomy places the organism in Eukaryota, Metazoa, Arthropoda, Malacostraca, Decapoda, Parastacidae. The record is from RefSeq and is a predicted model, not a curated record.